Molecule: messenger RNA, 502 nt
Organism: Saprolegnia diclina VS20
Lineage: Eukaryota; Oomycota; Saprolegniomycetes; Saprolegniales; Saprolegniaceae
Exons: 1
Coding region: 29-433 (134 amino acids)
Source: RefSeq, a predicted model, not a curated record
UGAGAUUCCAGCAACCACAACGACCAAGAUGACAAGCAGCAGCCUGCUCCUGUGCAUCACGACAGCGACCAAGGACGGGUCGACGACCAAGUUUUCUGUUUCCAACGCCGGCGACGUCACGCUGACGACGCCCGACCGCCGCGUCUCGGGCUCCAUCGAUAUCGCGCGCUUCCUCGCAGCCUAUGCGUCGCUGCUCGAGGUCAUCGGGACCACGUCGCCAAGCCACAUCCGCGUCAAGGGCACGAGCAGCCACGAGUGCCACCACGUGCAGAUCAAGCUACGCCACGUCACGCGCCGCCUCUGCGUGUACGGCCAGCCGACCACCGACGUCGGCAAGUACACGGACCGCAACGACCGUGAGCCACGCCACGUGCCCCAGCAUGAGAUCGCAGCUCUCUUUGGCGCCUGCCGCGAGAACGGCUGGACCUACUGAGUGCCCUUUGCCCUUGUAUUUAUGACGCCCUUAUAUAUUAACUCGAAUGAAUGACUUCAUCUUGCUCCA